AUGAGCAAUCUCCUAAGACACAUGAACACCGGCUCAUUUGUUCCGGCAGUGUUGCUGGGAGAAAUGGAGUCUAAGACGAAUGAGCAAUCUCCUAAGACACAUGAACACCGGCUUACCUUUUCAAGGCGUGACAGGAUUUGGAUAUGCAAUAUCCAUAAUCUGCCUGCUGUUUCUGGCAUUCUCUUUUUGCCUGUGAAAGAUUUGGCAGAUGAAUCAGACCAAGGUCAGAUGGCUACCCAGGACAAGGCAGAAGUUUCUGCAGAUUAUGCAGCCGUGCAGGAUGGGGAAAAUGAGAAAGGAGAGGAUAAAGAUGAAACGGAUAAAGAGAAGACCAAAGAUCCAGACAAAGAUAAAGGAAAGGUGAAGGAUGUGGCAAGAAAAGGAGAAAAUGAAAAGGAGAAACUUAAAGGUCUAGAAGGAUCCAAUUUGGACACUUUUCUGCAGAGGUUUCCGGGUUGUGUGAGCCGGGACCUAUUGAUCAAUUGA
This is a messenger RNA of Ilex paraguariensis (yerba mate), 486 nucleotides long. Lineage: Eukaryota; Viridiplantae; Streptophyta; Magnoliopsida; Aquifoliales; Aquifoliaceae. The record is from the annotation of a GenBank genome assembly.